This is a messenger RNA of Striga asiatica, 1766 nucleotides long. The record is from the annotation of a GenBank genome assembly. Lineage: Eukaryota; Viridiplantae; Streptophyta; Magnoliopsida; Lamiales; Orobanchaceae.
AAAGAGGCUAAAGCCAAAAUAAACAACAUAGAAGGGCUUCUCCAUAAUAUUGACCAAAAGAUAUUAAAGCUACCUUGAUUAAUCAUAAGUGCCACCAAUAAAAGCCAUCUCAACUCUUGGCCUAUCCCAAUUAUAUUCCAAUUAACAAUACAUACCAAUNAAAAAAAAAAAAAAAAAAAAAAAGAAGGUAAUAAAAAAGAAGGUAGCUUAUGAAGUUGAAACUCAAUACCCUUUUUACUGCAUGCAUGUGUAUGUGGCUCUCAUCCAUUCCUCACUCCUUCACCUUCCCCACUCCUUUUUGGUCCAAACUUUAAAAAAGCCAAAAACCCCUCUCUCUCUCUCUAAACUCCUUUCCUAAUGUUGAGUGAUCAAAGAGCUCUAGUACCCACCUCAACCAGCUCAAGCAACAAUCUUCUACAGUACCUCGAUGAGCCCGAGCCCGAUCAAUCUCCGGCCAUCCGGGAAAUCCACGCCCUAACACCACCGCCGCCGCCUCCGGCAGCCUCUGCCGGCCGGUCCCCGGCCAUCUCCACGUCAUCGACCGAGAACUUCUCGAGCAUGAGCCGAGAGUUCAACGCCCUCGUCCUUGCUGGGUCCGCCAUAGGCGGUGGGCCCCGCGAGCUCGACAAUAUACGCGAGGAGAGGGAAGAAGAGACCUACAACAACCCCUUAGCCAUCGUGCCAGACAGCAGCAAUCCAGUGGUGGGGCCCACGCGGGAAGUCUCGUCGAUGCAGAGAGUGAAGAAGGAAGAGGUGGAGACGAAGAUAGGCGCGUGGCAGAACGCGAAAAUUGCGAAGAUCAAUAACCGGUUCAAACGGGAGGAUGUGGUGAUCAACGGCUGGGAAGAGGAGCAGGUUCAGAAGGCCAAUACCUGGAUGAAGAAAGUCGAGAGUGGUUCAUGCUUUUAUGUUCAACAGCAUUUGAUUCCCAAAGUUUUAACCAUAAGAAUAGAUCCCUUGAGAAAGCUUGAGGAGAAAAGAGCAAAAGCGCUCGAGAAAAUGCAAAACGACAUUGCGAAAGCUCACAGAAAAGCAGAGGAAAGAAGGGCAUCUGCCGAGGCCAAGAGGGGCACGAAAGUCGCCAGAGUCUUGGAAGUUGCGAAUUUGAUGAGGGCCGUUGGCCGGGCCCCGGUCAAGCGAUCAUUCUUUUGAGCUAUAUAUAUAUAUAUACACUUGAAAUAUUUUAGUUCCCAUGGAAAUAUUGUUUGCAAUGCCACAUAAAGUACAUGUGAACCAUCUCCCAAGUAUGAUGAGGUUUUCAUGAAUGAUUUAGCAAAAUGAGGUUUUGAGGGGUUUGCCUUUUUGAACCCUUUAAAAUGGUGUCAAUCUUUGUGUGCUAAGUGUGUCAUUUUGAGAGUUUGCAGAAGUUAGGGAAUUUGAGGGACUAAAUGUAUGUCCUUUCUUUCUAUAGAUUGUAAUUGAAGUAUGUCAGAAAUACUCUAUCCUGUAUUAUGAGGACAAGAGCAUUUGUUACAUAUGAUCUAUAUCACUUUAUGUGUGUGUACAUACAUAUCAUAUUCAUUUCUUAUUUUAAUGUUAUCAUUUUUUACUAGUCUUAUUUUUACAAGGGAAUUAUCAUUAUGGAGCCAAAUUGGUGUGUGUUGAUCAAUGGUAAAAAAUCCAGCGAGGGUUAAGCACGAAUUUUCUGAAGAAACACACACACACACGCACACAACUCGUAUUCUUUCUGGGAACUUUUGGAGAUCACAUGCUGAAGGAAUUAAUUUUAUUUUUUUUUUCUUUUUAGAUGACUUAAUCUGUUGAGG